AUGUAUAUGCUAUCUAGCAUUGCUUUGUCUUUACUCGCUGCACCCUCGGUGCUGGCGGUAGGACCGAAGAUACCUGCUCCACCUGCGACUGGCUCUUCAUCAAAGGAUAGUAUCCAGGCGUCAACAUUCGAGCAACUUCUUGAUCAUAGUGAUCCAAGCCUUGGAACUUUCUCCCAAAGAUAUUGGUGGAAUUCUGAGUGGUGGGCUGGAGAGGGAUCACCUGUUGUACUUUUUACGCCUGGUGAGGUGGCAGCUGAUGAAUAUACCGGAUAUCUGGAUAAUGAGACGAUCACUGGUCUCUACGCGCAGGAGAUCAACGGUGCUGUGAUUCUACUUGAGCACCGCUACUGGGGAGAAUCUUCUCCUUAUGAUGUGUUGAACACUGAGAACCUGCGAUACCUGACAUUGGAAAAUGCCGUUCAGGAUCUUGUGUACUUCGCGAAGAACGUGGACCUGGAAUUCGACACUGAUAGCAGCAGCAACGCUCAGAAUGCUCCUUGGGUUCUCAGCGGAGGAUCCUACAGUGGAGCCCUCACAGCCUGGACCGAGUCAGUCUCUCCAGGUACAUUCUGGGCAUACCACGCAUCCAGUGCUCCUGUGGAGGCCAUCUAUGACUACUGGCAAUACUUCAAGCCUAUCCAGGAGGGAAUGGCCAAGAACUGCAGUGCAGAUGUCUCCAGAGUUGUCGACUACGUUGACGAAAUUGCCAACUCCGGCACAAAGGAGGAGCAGCAGACUCUGAAGGAGCUGUUUGGUCUCGGUGACUUGGAGCAUUUCGAUGACUUUGCUGCUGCGCUUGAGAAUGGUCCUUGGCUGUGGCAGGAAAAUGCUUUCUACACCGGAUACUCCGAGUUCUUUGAAUUCUGCGACUAUGUUGAGAAUGUCGAUGCCGGUGCGAGCGUAGUGCCCGGCGCAGAUGGCGUCGGUCUUAAGAAGGCGCUUCAAGGAUACGCGAAGUGGUUUACGACUGUUUACUUCCCCGGAUCAUGCGCCAGCUACGGAUAUUGGUCCGACGAGAACAGCACAGCUUGCUACGACACUUACAACGCCUCCAGCCCUAUUUUCACCGAUAUGUCUGUAGACAACGAAAUUGACAGACAAUGGCAGUGGCUUCUCUGCAAUGAGCCUUUCUUCUACUGGCAAGACGGCGCUCCCUCUGAUGUUCAGACCAUCGUCUCCCGAAGUGUGGACGCAGAGUACUGGCAGCGACAAUGCCCUCUGUACUUCCCUACUGUUAACGGCUAUACCUAUGCUAGUGCGAAGGGCAAGACCGCUGCGGAUGUUAACUCCUGGACUAAGGGCUGGGAUCUGACUGAUACUACUCGUUUGACCUGGACUAAUGGUCAAUAUGACCCUUGGAGAGAGUCCGGCGUUUCAUCAGAUUACCGUCCUGGUGGUCCUCUUGCGUCCCGUGCUUCAGCCCCUGUCAACAUCAUUCCUGGUGGCUUUCACUGCUCUGAUCUCCUUUUGGAUAACGCUGCUGUGAAUUCGGGUGUUCAAAAGGUGGUUGAGAUUGAAGUUGCUCAGAUCAAGGCUUGGGUAGCGGAGUACUACAAGUAA
Molecule: messenger RNA, 1560 nt
Organism: Penicillium malachiteum
Lineage: Eukaryota; Fungi; Ascomycota; Eurotiomycetes; Eurotiales; Aspergillaceae
Product: putative serine peptidase
Exons: 10
Coding region: 1-1560 (519 amino acids)
Biological process (GO): proteolysis
Molecular function (GO): serine-type exopeptidase activity; dipeptidyl-peptidase activity
Source: RefSeq, a predicted model, not a curated record